AUGAGCGACUUCAAGGUCAUCAAGGUCGAUCGAUUCUAUUCGAAGGCGGUCAAGGAUGGAUUUGAUGAUAUUGUCAGGCAGAUCUUUAACAAUCGGGUCGAGGGAGAGGAAAACUUUCGUUACUUCGACCAGCGACUUUUGAUAUCCACCAUUGCCGUCCUCUUCAGCGCUUUCGGUUGUGGAUAUGACUACUACGAUCCUUACCCCAACUCGAAAUACGUCCUUGCUACUUGCUCCAUCAUGUAUUUCAUCCUCACCGGCCUCAUGCAGCUCUACCAGUGGUACGUCGAGAAGGAUAUCUUCCUUGUUUUCAACGAAAAAGUGGGAAAGAAAAAUUUGCGCUGGGAGAUCUCCUCGACUAUCGGAAAGUACGAUAACAUUUACAAGAUUGAAUUCAAGACGAUCAACGAUCAAGGUGCUAUCCAAGAAUACAAGGCGGAAAGAUGCUGCUCGACUUUUAUGGACGUCAACGGUCAAGUUCUUUUCCAGUUUUUGGAAGAAUGGAUCAUGAAGUGCCGUUCAGAAGUCAAGCCCGAAAAGAAAUCGAACUAG
Molecule: messenger RNA, 552 nt
Organism: Oikopleura dioica
Lineage: Eukaryota; Metazoa; Chordata; Appendicularia; Copelata; Oikopleuridae
Source: the annotation of a GenBank genome assembly